Messenger RNA from Nycticebus coucang (slow loris), 1359 nucleotides. RefSeq names its product CD2 cytoplasmic tail binding protein 2 (gene CD2BP2). The coding region runs from base 210 to 1235 and encodes 341 amino acids. Gene Ontology annotation, cellular component: U5 snRNP. The transcript has 7 exons. Gene Ontology annotation, molecular function: protein binding. The record is from RefSeq and is a predicted model, not a curated record. Lineage: Eukaryota; Metazoa; Chordata; Mammalia; Primates; Lorisidae.
ACUUCCGGCUUUCUCUGGCGUCUUCCGCAGUUGUCUUCCGGGUGACAGUGACUGGGUGCCCCGGAUGUAGCCCCAGCAAAAGCCUUACCUUCCUCUGCCUGGUCUGGUUCCCCAGGAGGUCUUCGGACGGCGAAUCCUCUCUUCACCCCACUCCCUUUUUCUGCGUCCUUUUCCUGGGCUCAGCUGGCAGAAGGGUUCUCUGUCCCAUCAUGCCAAAGAGGAAAGUGACCUUCCAAGGCGUGGGGGAUGAGGAUGAUGAGGAUGAAAUUAGUGUCCCCAAGAAGAAGCUAGUGGACCCUGUUGCUGGGGCAGGAGGUCCUGGAAGUCGCUUCAAAGGCAAACACUCUUUGGACAGUGAUGAGGAGGAUGAUGAGGAGGAGGGGUCUAGCAAAUAUGACAUCCUGGCCUCAGAGGAUGUAGAAGGUCAAGAAGCAGCCACACUCCCUAGUGAGGGGGGUGUACGGAUCACACCUUUCAACCUGCAAGAAGAGAUGGAGGAGGGCCACUUUGAUGCUGAUGGCAACUACUUCCUGAACAGGGAUGCUCAGAUCCGAGAUAGCUGGCUGGACAACAUUGACUGGGUGAAGAUCAGGGAGCGGCCACCUGAUCAGCGUCAGGUCUCAGACUUGGAAGAAGAGGACAGCUUGGGCCAGACACCAAUGAGUGCCCAAGCCUUACUGGAAGGACUUCUGGAGCUCCUGUUGCCUCGGGAGACAGUGGCUGGGGCAUUGAGGCGUCUCGGGGCCCGAGGAGGCAGCAAAGAGGGUAGCAAGGGGCCUGGACGGCCUAGUUCCCCCCAACGCCUGGACCGGCUGUCUGGGUUGGCUGACCAGAUGGUGGCCCGGGGCAACCUUGGCGUAUACCAGGAAACAAGAGAACGGUUAGCCAUGCAGCUGAAGGGUUUGGGGUGCCGGACCCAGGGACCCCAAGACCCCACCCCUCCACCCUCCCUGGACAUGUUUGCUGAAGAAGUGGCAGAAGGAGAGCUGGAGACCCCAACCCCUGCCCAGAGAGGAGAAGCAGAGACACCGGGAGAUGGACUAGCAGAUGUGAUGUGGGAAUAUAAGUGGGAGAACACAAGGGAUGCUGAGUUGUAUGGACCUUUUACCAGCACACAGAUGCAGACCUGGGUUAGUGAAGGCUACUUCCCUGAUGGUGUUUAUUGCCGGAAGCUGGAUCCUCCUGGUGGUCAGUUCUACAACUCCAAACGCAUUGACUUUGACCUCUACACUUGAGCCUGCUGAAGGCCCAAUUUGGUGGCCUCUUCUUUCUGGACUUUGUGGAGAGGCCCCAGCUGCCUCACACAGUGAGGAUCUUGGAGAUCAAUUUCCCUUUCCCAAUAAAAGCCUUUAGUUGCGU